Ceratitis capitata (Mediterranean fruit fly) is the source of this 661-nucleotide messenger RNA. RefSeq names its product V-type proton ATPase subunit e (gene VhaM9.7-a). NCBI's taxonomy places the organism in Eukaryota, Metazoa, Arthropoda, Insecta, Diptera, Tephritidae. The record is from RefSeq and is a predicted model, not a curated record. The transcript has a single exon. Gene Ontology annotation, cellular component: proton-transporting V-type ATPase, V0 domain; plasma membrane proton-transporting V-type ATPase complex. Gene Ontology annotation, biological process: proton transmembrane transport. The coding region runs from base 87 to 344 and encodes 85 amino acids. Gene Ontology annotation, molecular function: proton-transporting ATPase activity, rotational mechanism.
AUUUUUCAGAUGUAUUGAUCUUUGUGUGAAAGGAGUGUAAAUUUUCUUUGUUACUGAAGUAAUCGCAAGAAUAAAAUUGUGAAAAGAUGGGCGCUGCAUUCUUUCCGGUAUUAUUUUUCACUGCAUUCUGGGCAUGUGUUGGAAUUGGUGUACCAAUGAUGACACCAAAAGGACCACAUCAAAGUCUUUUCCGUUGCAUUAUGAUGUUAACUGCAGCGACUUGCUGGCUCUUUUGGUUGUGCUGCUACAUGGCACAAAUGAAUCCACUACUUGGUCCAAAAUUGAACCAACACACUAUAUACAUGAUUGCGAAGGAAUGGGGCAAUGAACUGAAGGAUGGAUAAAUUGAAAUACAUUUACUAUUUGGAAUGGUAUUUAUAGAGAAUUUAGUGGUUCAGUUACAUAUAUAAUUUGUAGUAGUUAAAUACUUUUAAUCCAAUUAUAAUUAUGGAAAAUUUCAAAUUUGUUUCAAGUCAGUGAUUCAUUUGUGAAUUAUGCAUUCCUAUCGAAUUUUGUCAACUUAAGCAACAGAAAUAUUUUUCCAGAAAAUUAAAUUAAUUCUUCAGUUAUAAUAUGGAACAAAUGGUCGUAAGCUUUUAUUUGUAUUUUUUAUUUAUUGUUAAGAGAAAAAUAAAGGGAAGACAGCAAAAAGAAAAAUCAA